GCGUAUUUAUUCUCGAACCAGGCCGAGAUGCGGGCACUCGCGGCAGCAGCAGCAGCAACAGCAGUGGCGGCGCCCUACCCCGCGCGACUCCUCCUCCUCUCCGCCCGCCCGCGAUUCGGUCACUGUAGAGCAUCUGCCUCCGCAAGGCUACUGAGGAGGUCCUGCUACGCCUCCACCACCAUGGGAGACGAGACCUCCACUUCCGCCUCUGCCCAGGCGCAGGAACCUGCACCACUGGGAGCUGGGAGCGUCAAGCAGCAGAUCUCCAACUUUGCGGCUUUGUCACUAAAAGCGACGGUGCCUGAAGUGGAGGUAGAACCAGUGGUUGAAGUCUGCACAACAAAGUUCGGCGACUACCAGUGCAACAACGCAAUGGGAUUGUGGUCAAAAGUUAAAGGAUCCGGGACAAGUUUCAAAAACCCCAACGCAAUUGGACAGGCCAUUGCCAAGAACCUGCCUGCGGGUGACGUUAUUGAAUCGACCUCUGUUGCUGGUCCUGGUUUCGUGAAUAUUGUAUUAUCCAACAACUGGGUUGCGAAGAGGAUACAAAAUAUGCUUGUAAAUGGUAUCAAAACUUGGGCACCAGUUCUGCCGGUUAAGAGGAUAGUGCUUGAUUUUUCAUCCCCUAAUAUUGCAAAGGAAAUGCAUGUUGGGCAUCUCAGGUCAACAAUCAUUGGAGAUACCCUAGCUCGCAUGUUUGAGUUCUCAAAUGUCUACGUUCUCAGACGCAAUCAUGUGGGAGACUGGGGUACACAGUUUGGAAUGCUGAUUGAAUUUCUGUUUGAAAAGUUUCCGGAAUGGGAGGAACUUGGCAGCCAGGCCAUUGGUGACCUCCAGCUUUUCUAUAAAGCAUCCAAAGAAAAAUUCGACAAUGAUGCAGAAUUUAAAGAUAGGGCUCAACAAGCUGUCGUUCGGUUACAGGGAGGGGAGGAGAAAUAUCGUUCUGCUUGGAAAAAGAUAUGUGAAAUCAGCAGGAACGAAUUUGACCAGGUGUACAAGCUCUUAGAUGUACAACUUGAAGAAAAGGGGGAGAGCUUUUAUAAUCCUUAUAUUCCACAAGUUUUGGAGUUAUUAAAUAACCAAGGUUUCAUCAAGGAGAGUGAGGGUGCUCGCGUAAUUUUCAUUGAAGGUCAUAAAAUCCCUUUGAUUGUGGUUAAAAGAGAUGGUGGCUUCAACUAUGCCUCAACAGAUUUAGCUGCUCUCUGGUACCGUCUUAAUGUUGAGAAAGCAGAAUGGAUAAUAUAUGUAACAGAUGUCGGUCAGCAGCAGCACUUUGAUAUGUUUUUCAAGGCUGCCAGGAUGGCUGGUUGGCUCCCCGAUCCAAAGGAGAAGAAGUUCCCCAAAACAAGUCAUGUUGGGUUUGGCCUUGUUCUUGGGGCAGAUGGCAAGCGCUUCAGAACUCGUAGUACUGAGGUUGUUCGGUUGGGAGACCUACUUGAUGAGGCUAAAUCUCGAAGUAAAUCAGAACUUGUCCAGCGUCUCAAGGACAAUGGUAAAAUUGUUGACUGGACUGAGGAGGAACUUGAGAAAACUUCAAAGGCAGUAGGAUAUGGUGCUGUCAAGUAUGCAGAUCUGAAGAACAAUAGACUGACUAAUUACACAUUUAGCUUUGAUCAGAUGCUAAGUGAUAAGGGAAAUACUGCUGUCUAUCUUCAGUAUGCUCAUGCUCGUAUUUGCUCCAUUAUACGGAAAUCUAACAUGGAUGUGGAAGAGCUAAAGACGAAUGGGAGUAUUUCUCUUGACCAUCCAGAUGAGCGUGUCUUGGGACUGUAUCUUAUCCGUUUUGCAGAGGUUGUUGAAGACGCUUGCACAAAUCUCCUUCCCAAUGUUCUGUGUGAAUACCUAUACAACUUAUCUGAAAUGUUCACUAGGUUCUACACCAAUUGUCAGGUGGUAGGGUCUCCGGAGGAGCCAAGCCGGCUGCUGCUGUGCGAAGCAACUGCGGUCGUCAUGCGCCAAUGCUUCCAACUGCUCGGAAUCACACCGGUUUACAAGCUGUGAUCAACCAAUGUUGGAUCUUUAGAUCAAAACAUCCGUUUUCACACAAUCCCUUCUUCACAGUUGCAGUUUUUGUCCUUGUAAGAGUUGGCACCGCUAACGUAUUUGAAUUGAUUGCCACAUUUGAGAAUUCAAGCAUAUUCAAACUAUGUAGCAAAGGAAGGAUAGCUGAAACAUUUUUUUGUGUGUCCCCUUGCCUCAUCGUCUGUUAUUGUGCCUUCCAAAUUUAUUAUGCGGCAGCUCCUCUGUCAGCAGAAAGCAUAGUAACAUUGUCGACC
Lolium rigidum is the source of this 2276-nucleotide messenger RNA. Its product is annotated as arginine--tRNA ligase, cytoplasmic-like. Gene Ontology annotation, biological process: arginyl-tRNA aminoacylation. The record is from RefSeq and is a predicted model, not a curated record. Lineage: Eukaryota; Viridiplantae; Streptophyta; Magnoliopsida; Poales; Poaceae. Gene Ontology annotation, cellular component: cytoplasm. The coding region runs from base 28 to 2001 and encodes 657 amino acids. The transcript is spliced from 18 exons. Gene Ontology annotation, molecular function: ATP binding; arginine-tRNA ligase activity.